Nelumbo nucifera (sacred lotus) is the source of this 1128-nucleotide messenger RNA. Its product is annotated as SAGA-associated factor 29 homolog A-like. The record is from RefSeq and is a predicted model, not a curated record. NCBI's taxonomy places the organism in Eukaryota, Viridiplantae, Streptophyta, Magnoliopsida, Proteales, Nelumbonaceae. Gene Ontology annotation, cellular component: SAGA complex.
GAGAAAGAGAGAGAGAGACAGAGAGCAUGAUGAGAUUUUCGUUCAUUCUCCAACACGGGGGCCCCUCUCUCUGAGGCAACAUCGGAGACGAUUCUACCAUGAGAUGACCAGUAGCGACGUUCUUCAGAAUUUAGCUCGGUGUUUGAAGAAAACUGCGAUUAAAGGAUGUCAAAUCCAGUCGACCUCAUCCUGGGGCAGUCGAAGGAUCUCGAGAAGUUGAGGGGAGAACUGGAGGAUACCUUGAACGAAAUCAAUAAGAUCCAUAAAAAGCUGCAAUCCACUCCUGAGAUUGUUGAGAAGACUGGUGAUGGUACAUUAGGGAAACUUCGAAGUCUAUAUCAACAGGCAAAAGAACUUUCAGAAAGCGAAAUGAACAUGUCAAAUACGUUGGCUAAUCAUCUGGAGGGUUUGAUACAGUCUGGGGUUCCCCAACAGACACGCAAAGCCAAAGAAGGCAACGAUCAGAAAAAGAAGCGGAUGAAAUCUGAUCUGGAUCCAAGAAUUUCUCCUGCUUCUUCUGUGCGAACGCAACUUGAGCUUGCUAAUCUAAAGGGGGAACAGGUUGCAGCUAGGGUCACACCUGAUGAUGCUGAGAAAGAUGAAUGGUUUGUUGUAAAAGUAAUUCAUUUUGAUAGAGAAACCAAAGAAUUUGAAGUACUUGAUGAGGAACCUGGUGAUGAUGAAGAGGGUGGUGGCCAAAGAAAGUAUAAGCUGCCUGUGUCACGUAUUAUUCCUUUCCCCAAGCGAAAUGAUCCUUCCAGUGCACCAGAAUUUCCAACUGGGAAGCAUGUUUUAGCAGUCUAUCCUGGAACUACUGCAUUAUAUAAAGCAACUGUAGUGAAUACACAUCGCAGAAGGAAGGCUGACGAUUAUUUACUAGAGUUUGAUGAUGAUGAAGAAGAUGGAUCCUUACCCCAGAGGACGGUACCCUUCUAUAAGGUGGUCCCACUGCCUGAGGGACAUCGCCAGUGAUAUUGGUGUAUUGUAUGUUGUUUAUUCCUUUUGUUUAUUCUCUUGGUUUUUAGUGUAAUGAAUCUUAAUCUUUUUAUGCCAUAUAUAUAAUGUGUAUGUCAAGCACGGUGCUUUAACUCUUACGGUUCUUUGUAUUAAUAUGAGCAGUUUUCUCUA